GACCAUGUGGAACACUGGGGGGCCUACAGCAUGAGCCAGGGCAUGGCUGUGUCAGGGAUGCCUACAGCCUAUGACCUCAGUACAGUCAUGGGCAGCGGCUCGACGGUGUCCCACAACAACCUCAUCCCCCUCGUGAACACAGGGAUAGUGAAUCACACCCACUCCAGGAUGGGCUCCAUCAUGAGCACCGGAAUCGUCCAGGGAGCUUCUACUGGCCAAUCAGGUCCUAGCAGCAGCAGCAGCUCUAACCAGCAGCAGCAGCAUUAUCCCGUCACCAACCAGUUCACCAUGGGGGGACCCGCCAUCUCCAUGGCCUCUCCCAUAGCCAUCCUAGCAACACCAUGCAUUAUGGGAGUUAAGACCUCGUCACCCUUCACCUCCGAACCCCUGCAUGACCUCUACUAGCCCCUCCCCCUGACCGACCACAGCCAGAACCAGAAUACCAAAACCAGUGCUGUCGUGUUGUCCCUUCAGCACCUUCCUUUCUCCUUUACUGUCCAUCUCUCUAUCACUGGAGUUAUUCUCAUAUCCGUCCCUCCCCGCCGCUCUCUCCGCUUUGAGAGCUGUUCCCCAUCUCCCCCUCUCAUCAUCGUGCAGCAGCUAUGAUAUCACCAGUCCAGCCAGAGGGUGGCAGCACCUCUACGUUCAACUGACAGACUGAUCAGCACAAAGAAUUGGCAGUUUUUCUGAAUGGAGAGCUGAACUGAACUUUGUUUGACUGGACCUUUUUAUGCUUUACAGACACAUGUACACCUACACAUACACAUUGAACACAGAGACUUUUGCUGCAAAGAAUAACUCAAUGCACACCUGUACAGCAGGUAUCAUCUCCUUUAUCCGGGUUCCCUCCCUCCCUC
This is a messenger RNA of Oncorhynchus masou masou (cherry salmon), 857 nucleotides long. Its product is annotated as histone-arginine methyltransferase CARM1-like. The record is from RefSeq and is a predicted model, not a curated record. Bases 31 to 405 code for a protein of 124 amino acids. The transcript has 4 exons. Lineage: Eukaryota; Metazoa; Chordata; Actinopteri; Salmoniformes; Salmonidae.